This is a messenger RNA of Saccharomyces eubayanus, 2808 nucleotides long. It is a transcript of the gene SEC21, whose product is annotated as coatomer subunit gamma. The transcript has a single exon. The record is from RefSeq and is a predicted model, not a curated record. Lineage: Eukaryota; Fungi; Ascomycota; Saccharomycetes; Saccharomycetales; Saccharomycetaceae. Gene Ontology annotation, molecular function: structural molecule activity. Gene Ontology annotation, cellular component: COPI vesicle coat; endoplasmic reticulum-Golgi intermediate compartment; Golgi membrane. Gene Ontology annotation, biological process: endoplasmic reticulum to Golgi vesicle-mediated transport; intra-Golgi vesicle-mediated transport; protein secretion. Bases 1 to 2808 code for a protein of 935 amino acids.
AUGUCUGCACAUACGUACAAAAAGUUCGAAAACUCGAGCUCUGGCGAUUUGCCGGAUAAAAUGACCAUCUAUCAGGAUUGUAUGAACACGUUUAAUGAAUCACCUGUAAAUUCUAAGAGAUGUCGUUUGCUGAUUUCACGUUUACUAAGACUGUUGGCUCAAGGCGAAACCUUCCCCCAAAAUGAAGCUACCGCACUGUUUUUCUCCAUCUCCAAAUUGUUUCAACACCAAAACGAUUCUUUGAGGCAAGCUGUUUACUUGGCAAUUAAGGAAUUGAGUGGAAUUUCAGAGGACGUUUUGAUGGCCACUUCUUCGAUCAUGAAGGACGUUCAGAAUGGUUCGGAUUUGAUCAAACCUGAUGCUAUCAGAUCAUUGACUUAUGUCUUGGAUGAGUCUACCGCUUUUUCAGCCGAAAGAUUACUGAAAAGUGCCGUGGUUAGUAGACACCCUUCAAUUUCUUCGGCAGCACUAUGUACUUCUUACCAUCUGUUACCGAUUUCAGAAGUCACUGUCAAGAGAUUUACGAACGAAACUCAAGAAGCUGUCCUGGAUUUGAAGCAGUUCCCAAAUCAACAUGCUGGCAACGAAUAUUACCCAAACUCUACUUAUAUCUCCCAGUAUCAUGCCCUUGGGUUACUUUACCAAUUGAAGAAAACUGAUAAGAUGGCAUUACUGAAAUUGGUUAGACACUUCUCUGAAAACAACUCCAUGAAGAAUCAGCUGGCCAAAGUAGAACUAGUCAAGAUUGUUAACGAUUUGAUUUGUAGAGAUCCUCAAUUAUUCAAUCAAUUUAGACCACUGUUAUCUGACUGGCUUUCCAACAAAUUCGAAUCUGUUCAGUUGGAAACAGCAAAAUCAAUCACCUCAUUUGCUAUCCGCAAUUCGCGCUUAGUCGCUCCAGAACUAUAUGCAGCUGCCAUUACUGCUUUGCAAUCUUUAUUGACUGUCCCUCGCGUCUCUUCUAGAUUUGCUGCAUUGAGAGUUUUAAAUAGAAUCUCUAUGGUUUCACCUGAAAAGAUUGUCGUUUGUAACCCUGAAUUAGAAUCUUUAAUCAACGAUCCUAAUAGAAACAUUUCGACCUAUGCAAUUACCACUUUAUUGAAAACGGGUACUUCCAAGAAUAUAUCUUCUUUGAUUUCCACCAUUACUAAUUUCAUUCACGAUGUUAGUGAUGACUUUAAGAUCAUUAUCAUUGACGCUGUUCGCACCUUAUCGCUAAACUUCCCACAAGAAUGGAAAUCUGUCUUAAAUUUCUUAAUCGACGUUUUAAAAAAUAGUGAAGGUGGAUUCAAAUUCAAAAACAGUAUCGUUGAAGCAUUGAUUGAUAUUGUUUCAUUUGUUCCACAAUCUAAAGAAGUUGCCUUAGAAAACUUGUGUGACUUCAUUGAAGAUUGUGAGUUCAACGAAAUACUUGUAAGAAUAUUACAUCUAUUGGGUAAAGAAGGUCCAUCAGCUCCAAAUCCAUCGUUAUAUGUUAGACAUAUUUAUAACAGAGUAGUAUUGGAGAAUUCUAUCAUUAGAUCCGCUGCUGUGGUAGCUUUAUCCAAAUUUGCUCUAACAAAGAACGAUCCUACUUUAUAUGAAUCAAUCAUAAGUUUAUUGAAGAGAAUCGCUAAUGAUAAAGAUGAUGAAGUUAGGGACAGAGCUACUAUUGCUCUCGAAUUCAUCGAUUCUGCUAGAAAUAAACAAGAUGUUGUGGCACAAAAUCUAAUUGAAUCCAAAUAUUAUUACGAUAUUCCAUCAUUAGAAAACAAACUGAACGCUUAUAUUUCCUCCAAUAAUGAUUCGUUUGCUACUGCGUUUGACGUUAAGCAAGUUCGUAAGUUUACCGAGGACGAAAUGAAGGCAAUAAAUCUGAAAAGAAAGCAAGAACAAAUCUUCAACCAAAAAUCAGAAACAACCUCGGAUGAUAUACCAGAAGCCGACGGUGCUGCUUCGGAAAAAAGAGCAGAUGCCAAGUCCUUCACUGGUCCAAACUUGGAUGACCACCAGGAAGAUUUAUUAGCUACGAAGUAUGCUGACGAAUUGUUAUCCAUUGAACAAAUUAAACCAUUCGGUCAAUUAGUAAAUAGUUCCAGGGCUAUCUCAUUGACUGAGCCAGAAGCUGAAUUCGUGGUAAGUGGUAUCAAACACCUAUUCAAAGAUAACGUUGUUUUCCAAUUCAAUAUCAAAAACACUUUAACAGAUAUUGCCCUGGAUAAUGUUGCUGUUGUUUGCUCUCCAGAAAAUUCUGAUGAAGCUGUACUAGAAGAAUUAUUUACUUUACAAGUAGACAGGCUACUACCAUCCGAAGAAGCAGCAUGCUACGUUGCAUUUAAUAAAUCUGAUGAAAUUGUAAUGGAGGGUUUCCUAAACAACCUAACAUUCACAACGAAGGAAAUAAAUUCUGAUACUAAUGAACCAUUUGAAGGUGAUGAAGGUUUCCAGGAUGAGUACGAAAUCGAUUCUAUUUUCUUGAGUGCUGGUGAUUAUGUUAAGAGUUCUUUCACAGGUAAUUUCUCUGCUACAUUUGAUGAAUUACCGGCUGAAGAAAUUGCUGUUUUUAAUAUCCAAGAAGACUUGUCCAUACAAGAAGUUGUUGACAAGAUUAUCCUAAACAGUAGCUGCUUGCCAGUGGAAAGUACUCAAUUUGCUCCAAGCGACUCAAAUUCCCAUGUCUUAAAAUUAUAUGGUAAGAGUGCUUUAACUGGCUCCAAAGUGGCACUACAAAUCAAGAUGAUUAAGAGCUCGAAAGGCCUUGCUUUGAAAGUUCAUGGUAAGGGUGAAGACAGCUUGUUGUGUUCUGAUCUAGUAAAUAGCUUGAUGUAG